Messenger RNA from Anarrhichthys ocellatus (wolf-eel), 8005 nucleotides. RefSeq names its product synapsin III (gene syn3). Gene Ontology annotation, cellular component: synaptic vesicle; synaptic vesicle membrane. The transcript is spliced from 14 exons. Gene Ontology annotation, biological process: neurotransmitter secretion. Gene Ontology annotation, molecular function: ATP binding. Lineage: Eukaryota; Metazoa; Chordata; Actinopteri; Perciformes; Anarhichadidae. The record is from RefSeq and is a predicted model, not a curated record. Bases 743 to 2362 code for a protein of 539 amino acids.
AUUGGUUAUUGUUAUGCACCACCCGCCCUGACAAAUUCCUUGUAUGUGCAACAUACUGUGGCAGUAAAUGGUUCUGAUUAUGAUGUUCAUUAGCAAGUUGCUAACUUUAUCCAUUAGCUGUUUAUUGGGAGGAGAGUGUACAGUGGGUGUAUCAGCCCCUUCGCUGACCUCAGCUUUACUUCCAUUAUGGUCUAAAUGAAAAAAAAUACCACAGUCUAUAAUCAAAAAACUACAUUCUUUAUAUAAUUUUUUGUGCAAAUGAUUUGAAAAAAAAAGAAAAUCAGAAAUGUAUGAUACAUUUCAGUGGGAUUUUGAAAAUAAAACAACAAAACAGGAAUGUUUAAAAUAUAUGAAAUACUAUUUCAUUAUUUUUAUGAGUCAUGCUUCACAAUGUAUUCCUUUACUGACGGAUGCUGAGUUUCAUGCACCGACUGCGGUAAUGAAAGCAUUACAGACUACACCCCUCACAUUCCCAGCAUGCAUUGUGGAGCGAGAGAGAGAGAAAAAGAAAAAGCGAGAGAGAGAGAGAGAGAGAGAGAGAGAGAGAGUGGGGGGAAUUUGUUGGGAGGCUGAGGAGGACCGUGGACCUGAGCGUAGAAGAAGAAGGAGCAUCAUUAAUAGAAGAAGAAGAAGAAGAAGAAGAGGAAGGGUCAUUAUUCGAUACUUGCUGACAACCGCUCAGGAUUUCCAGCAUUCUUCCCCCUAACUUGCUCUGGCCUGACGGACCCACCAGCCUACCACCAUGAACUACCUCCGCCGGCGCCUGUCAGACAGCAGCUUCGUGGCCAACCUGCCCAACGGCUACAUGAUGGACCUGCAGAGGCCGACCCCUCCGGACUCGUCCACCUCCUCCCCCGCCUCCCCGGCCACAGAGAGGCGGCAGCCCCCGAGCAUCCCGCCCCCGGCCUCCAACCCAGCCCCAGCCCCAGGCUCUGGCUCCGGCUCGGCUCCGGGCGCGGGGGGCUUCCUCAGCUCCUUCUCCAGCGUGGUGAAGAGCGCUCAGAUGGCCCAGAACGUCGCUGCCGCUGCACACGCCAAGUCAGCGGCGACGGCGGGGGAAGGAGCCUCGGCAGGAAGCGGUCAGCCGCCUAAACUUGUCGUACGCAAGCCCAAGAUCCUGCUGGUCAUCGACGAUCAGCACACAGACUGGGCGAAGUAUUUUCGAGGGAAGAACCUGAAUGGAGAGUAUGAGAUCCGGGUGGAGCAGGCCGAGUUCUCAGAGAUCAACCUGGCCUCCUACGUCAACUCGGGAUGUAUGGUGGACAUGCAGGUCAACAAAGGCGGCACCAGAGUGGUCAGGUCCUUCAAGGCCGACUUCGUGCUGGUUCGCCAGCACGCCUACAGCAUGGUCCCCGGUGAGGAUUUCAGGAACCUCGUGAUCGGCCUGCACUUCGGCGGCGUCCCGGGCAGCAACUCUCUCUUCUCCAUCUACAACUUCUGCAGCAAACCUUGGGUGUUUUCUCAGAUGAUAAAGCUCUACCAGUCUCUCGGUCCUGAGAAAUUCCCCCUGAAUGAACAAACCUUCUAUCCCAAUCACACGCAGAUGGUUACAACCCCUUCCUACCCUGUGGUGGUCAAGAUGGGGCACGCUCACGCCGGCAUGGGAAAGAUCAAAGUGGAAAACCAACAGGACUUCCAGGACAUCACCAGCGUGGUGGCUCUGGCCGGAACCUACGCCACCACCGAGCCCUACGUCCUGUCCAAGUACGAUAUUCGCAUCCAGAAGAUCGGCAACAACUACAAGGCGUACAUGAGAACGUCCAUCUCUGGGAACUGGAAGGCAAACACAGGCUCUGCCAUGUUGGAACAGAUCGCAAUGACUGACAGAUAUCGGCUGUGGGUGGACUCCUGCGCGGAGAUGUUUGGCGGCCUCGACAUCUGUGCGGUGAAGGCCGUCCACGGAAAAGACGGCAAUGACUAUAUCAUCGAGGUGAUGGACAGCUCCAUGCCUCUGAUCGGUGAGCACAUCGAGGAGGAUAAGCAGCUGAUCACAGAGCUGGUCAUCAGUAAGAUGGCCCAGGUGCUGCUGGGAGUGUCCACACCUCAGCCUUCCUCUGUCAAGACCACACAGCCCCGGCGAGGGGGACACCGCUCUGCUUCCGCUUCUCCAUCUCAGUCGGCCCAGGGUUCCCCUCAGCGAGCCCGAUCAGCCACCACCUCACCCAGCCAGUCCUUCCAGCCCGGCCCCAUCCCCGCCACCUCCGGGCCUGGAGCUCAGAAACAGUCGCCACAGCUGAAUAAAUCCCAGUCGCUGACCAACACCUUCACAGAGACGUUACGAGGAAGCCUGACCGACGACGAGGCCAAAGCUGAGACCAUCCGCAGCCUCCGACAGUCCUUCGCCAGCCUCUUCUCCGACUAAAAGCCUCCCCAGAAGCUUCCUCUUUCUGUCAGUUGUCAGGUUUGAAAGAAGAAAAAAACCAAACCCUGACUGGUUAAUCUGUUAUGGAGUCUCCCUCCUCCUCGGAGCCUCAGCUUCCUGUUCCUCCUUCCUUUCUCACUGUUUGUGAAGUUUAACACCUGGUGCAACCCUCUCUCCUCAGAUCAAUGAUUCAUCUAUCACUAGAAAGGCCAAUAGACACCGGGGCUCCAAGAUGAGGGCCACGGUGUAGACUAAAGAUGUCUAACUUUAGCGUUUGUCUUCCUCCCGGGAGAUUUUAAAGAGUUGUAGGAUGUCCGUGCGGGCGCAGAAUCUAACCAGAUCCCAUUCAAAUUUCUACAACUUUUACUCAGAUUGAUGAUUAUGUCUGUUCUAUCUUUGCCGUUCAUGCCAGUUAAGAACAGAUGCAGAAAUAGGCCCACAUGAGCAUCAAUCCAGCUGUUAUUUUGUCAAUCUGAACUCUGUUUAUACCCAUACUCAUUUGUGUUUUUAUGGAACAGCACAGUGAUCAUGUUAGUGGACAGAGUCGUUUUCAGGCAUCUUGAUGCUUUAAUUUGAAAGUGGAAACAUUUAAUGCCCCCUAGACAUUAGAUCAGCAGUCAGCUGAUGGCAGGUUGGCCUUUCUAGUGGUAAGUUAUGACAGUAAAUAAUCAUCUAGCUCAUACUGCUUGGUAUAUAGUCGUUGUUCUGCAUUCUGUUUGUCCAACAAGUGAAACUGUUCAUUAUUGGGUUCUUUCUAGUUAGUUUAUAUACAGUAUAUAUAUAUAUUUAUUUAUUUAUUUCUGAAAUUAAAUGUAUUUCAAUUUUUACUUUAAUUGACGCACAGCUUCCAAACUGUUUGAAGAUGUCUAAGGCAAUAUUCUUAUUUGAAACUGUUCCGGUCCGCUCACGACAAAUGUACUGAAUCCUCACGGUUCACCAGCGAUUUUAAGCAUUUUGCCAGCAGCCGCAUUUCUCAGACGUCCGCGUGCUAUAGACACAUUUUGGCUUACGUGUAGUGACUCUUCUACCCAACAUUACCAAAAGUGCUUUUUAAUAAAAACAUACAACCACCCCCUCCCCUCCCCCCCCCCCCCAGUGGGCCAAGAGAAGAAUCUCAGAGCGAAGCAACCUUUGAGCUCGUGGUUUCACAAGGUGCAAACGCUGUACUGGCUCACAGCCAUCGUCUUCCAUCACAGCUCAGGUCUUCCCCUGUAGCUCUUCUUUGUCUUAAUGUGUCCGGUGUGUUUCCUGACGGGGGGGUUUAUAUGGUAACGACUCCCGCUCUGUGUUUAAAGGUGAACGGUGAGGAUGUAAUAUAAGACUUUUAAUGUGCUUAACUUUCUACUGAGAUGGAGAAAAUCUUUCCUCACAUCUUUCUUCUCCUUUCUUCUCUACAGCCAAUGCUAAAUUGAUCAUCAUCAUCAUCCUCAUGUUUUGUUUUUUUUUGUUCUUGGUCGUACAACAUCUGCAAUGGUAGGAGCCAAGACAGACGUCCUCUUUCAUCACACUUUGGAACUGCAUGUAAAUGUUAAGUGAACGUCAUUCGUACAGUAGAGUCCAAUUGGUGUUUUCUAACAAGGUCGCGAUCUCAGCUGUUCUACAAAGACAGCUAAAGCAACGGCAACGCUUUAUUUUAUGGGUGCUGCAAUGUCCUAAUAACUUCCCAAGGAUAGAAAUAUAAUAUAUAGACUAUGUUAACUUGUGGCAUAGGUAUCCAGAACCAGGACAUGUUACCAUUUACAGUAUAAGCUCUAAAGAUGGAAUCUACAAUUGUUUGCAAUUGUUAUUUGGAUUUAAUGGGGGGAAAAAUGGACAAAGAUGCAAUUGAAUCUAUGUAAAUAUUUAUUUAUUUGAUGGAAACUUCAAGUUUAAGCUACCUGUGGCUUUAUUUGACUGUGUACCAACUGAAUAGUGUCACAAUUGUCCUUAUAAUUAGCACUAAAUUAUGUAUUUUACAGGAAAUGUAAAUAUUCUUCCAUUUCAAGGAAAUAAUUAGGAAGCCCGUAAAAUAAAUUGUCAGCAAGGUAUUUUUUUCUCAAAAUAAUUCCUUGGUGCAUUCAAGGUGCAAGAGAUUGACGGUAUAUUUGGCUUUCCAUGCAGAGCACAAUCACAAUCUAAUAAUGUGUAAAUGAUUAUUCUUGCAGGCAGUUAUGAAGCUGUCUUGUAGUUGGCUCUUUAUAGUUAUCUGUGCUACAAACUGAAUACGUCUAGAUAUUGUUUUCAUUCAGAAGGAACUGGAGUAAAAAGAAAGUUAUAAUAUUAAUAUUUUUCUCCAAAUACCCCAAACAGAAAUACACUACAAAUUGGAUAUUUGGUAACCUGUGAGCAGUGUGCAGUAAAUGGACGAUCGGUGAUAACAGUAAUACUGAUGGUGAUAGUAAUAAUUGUAGUAAUGAUAAUAAUUCCCCCCAUUUUGAGGUAAAGUGCAUGAAGCUGUAUAAAAACAAUAGUGAUGUGUUAGGGUGCGCAUGUGUGUGAAGUUCAAGUUGUAAAUUGACCAUUAUGAUUAAUAAUGAUACUACCACCAAAAAAAAGAACUGCCCAUUUUUUUGCAAUAAUUAUGUUGAUAAUAAGUUCCGGCCGAUUUGAUUUCAAACUAUGUCGCUUGUUUCUUUGAGAGAGGCUGUUAUUUUUUGACCAAGCUUUUAUUUGAUGCUUUGCCAGUCUCACUGGCACAAACAUGAAAAACUAACAUUGUAUGUUCAUGUGCGCUAGCUUGUCAAAGUACACUAACAACCGUACAAAGCGAUGAUAUGGAUGGAAGUUUUACUUCUACAAACGUUGCUCUGGAGGCGAAACAAUCUGAUUGGUUGCAUGUUAUCAUUAGUGGGUGGAGCCACAGAAUCACAGUUGUUAGGCUACUUAAUGGAUCGUUUGCUAAGCCCCACCCUCUUAGUUGCUGCCUGUCAAGCUUUCUGUUCUUACACAACGAAUAUGGGUCGAGUCUAGAUGGUGACGCACAAGUUGCGAAAACUCUCGCGAGACUCGCUGCCCGACGACCUUUCCUAAUCUUGACCACUCGAGGUCAAUGCCUUACCUUAAAGGUGCAGUAAAUAGGAUGCAGAGCACUAAUAUAGCAGCAAACAACUAUUUGUGUUAUGUAAAUAUAUAUAGUGGAGAAUGAAGUCGCUCUCCCUCUGUGUGUGUUGUAAUGCGAGUUUCCCCUUGCCUUGUUGACAUAGUUUAGCCGUGCUUUAAAUGCACAUUCGUGCACGUGACGCUGUUAGCAUCGUCAUCUACGAUCAGCUCAGAAGUUGAGAGCUGUUGAGAAGCAAUCAAAAUGCUCCCAAUCUCUUCUUGUGCCCCUUUAACCAUUCAAGGUCAAUGCCUAACCUCAGCCAUCUUGCGAACGAUUUGCAACUUGUGUUUUUAUUUCCUUUUCAACAAAAACUCGUCUAAAAUGACAACUGUUACCAACCGAUUUCAUCAGCUGUAGCUAGCUAUUUAAUUAAGCAAACAUUAGCUCCAUACGUUGGUUGACUACGCUGUCUCUACCUGACUUCUUAAUGUUACCAACUGACUUGUUUUAAAACAGUAAUGCUGUAAAAUGGUGUUAAAUAUGCACUCGAUGGCUACAUACAUGAUAUUGUGCCAAUAAACUGAGUUCUUUGGUGUUAAAGGCUUUUAAGAUGAGGACUAACCAAUGUCUUUCGCCCGUAUAAUGCUAUCUCGGGUAAUGUUGGCUGGGGUUUAUUCCUCAAAUGUAAUAACGGAAUAAUAUCAUAUUGAAAUGCUCCGCAUCCCUGGAAGUUACACAGGUUAAAGUUACCAGGCGGUAGGCUAGUUAGCCGGACAUGCUAACCGUAGCUGCUUAACUUAGAGCAGAUUAACGCAUUGUUUCAUCCGUUCUUGUAUAUUUUUGUUAGCUAAGAUCGGACAAAUGCUGCUCAGGGGAGGGGUUUAGUCUUUAACGUCAGGAAGUCUGUGCUAGAGACAUUUUCCUUUUAUUGACAUCAGCUUUUUACAACGCUGUGGUUCUUUAGCUCGCUCCAACCGCUCUCUCCGAGGAUUGUUUGUAAAAGCAAAAUUCUGAUCUGCAGUCAGCUUUAUCUCUCAGCGUCUUGUUAUUGAGCACUUUUGCGAGCCUUUCAUCACCCUUGGCACUGUGUCAAAAUGGACCAAAUUCGUAUUUUAUUGCGCGACCGCUUGAAGGUGUGAAUCAUAUUGUUUUGUCUUUGUUGUAAAGACACCUACCACUUAGUAUAUAAUACUGCAGUGUGAUAAGCCAUAACUUAACCGUAAGGAUUUACUGUCCCUUAUAUGCCACGCAAUAAUGGCUGUGACUGAUAUAUUGAUUUAAACCACUGUGUCCAUUCACUACUAAAACAUUAGGAGGCCUGUCCUGCCCUUCUGAGGCAGUAACUGAGAAAUCCUACCACGCAGCUUAAGUAUGUGCUACUAAUACUUCUGUCAGGAUGAAAGAUACUCUUCGAUGUCACCAGUGUAGAUCUGCUUUUUAUUAUAUCUGUUGCCAGAUAAAGUCUCUCAGUUAGCUGUUAUAUCUUAACAAACCUGAUGUUUUUGAUUUGACUCGAUUGGAACGGAGCUGUAAAAGGUGAUGAGUAACUACCUCAAGUUCAGCAGUGACUGCCGAAACUGACUAUAGUGACGGUAGUACGGGAAAAAGAUUUUGUGAAAUGAGACACCCGUUUUUGGUGCGAGAAAGGGGACCGAGAAAAUGCCCCGUCAGACGAAAAAAAGGGAUUAGUUCGAUGCCGGGACUGUGGAAAAACAACAAUGUAGUGUCUGUGACGUCAACCUGAGGAGGAUCGGAGUCCAGAUUUCCUGCAACAUCCAGGCACAGUCAGCAGGAUGGAGACUGUGAAGGCCUUCCAUGUAACAAGUAGCACAUCAUCACUCAAUCACUCCCCAAAUAUACACCUUUACAAGUCUUUUUAAGUGUCCCCUUAACAUUUUUUUAUCGAGUGUUUCUCGUGUACGCUUUACCUCAUGUGUAGGAAUCCUCCCAUCAAGAACUUUAUUCAGCCUCCAGAGGCUUCCUCACAGGAAACUGUUGAUGUCACAGAUGCCGCAUCCAUGUUCUUAAACAGUGUGCGCUCAUUUCACAAAAUUUCCUGCAAUCUCUUCACCCCCGUCUUUCUUUCUUUUUAUUUCAGUUAAAAAUGAUGUGAUAUUUGUGGGGGGAAAAAGGCAAUUCUCUGCUAUGUUUACCUUUUUUUAUUCUUCUUUCAGUCAUGACAUGGUUGAGUCUCGAUCUCGGCGUCUGGUGUGUUGAACUGAUUCAUAACAGUUGAAUAUGCAGCCUCACAGACCUGCCAUUGAGUAGUCCACUUCAAAUGUGGUGUUUGUAAAUGAGAGGCAGAGUGUCAUUGCACUGGUUUAUGUGCCGAUAUUUCAGUCCACUGUGCCCCUUCCCCUCUGCUGAAUGGUGGAUGGUAUCGUAUGGUAUUGUAAGUGUAUUAACGUUCUGUAUAUUGGUGUAAAUGUGGCAUGAAAACCAACCCCUCCCGUGUGCCUCAGGUGUGUCAAUCUCAAUGUCUGGCUGCUUAUUUGUGAGACGUGCGAUGCAUCUCAUGUGUUCCUGUAAUUCAUUAGUAUCAAGAUGAUUUAGUUUUCUGUAUUUUUGUUCUUUUGUCUGAAAAAGCAAGAUUUCUGUUAUUAAAGGUACCAACUUUUAUUACA